Messenger RNA from Dioscorea cayenensis subsp. rotundata (Guinea yam), 1319 nucleotides. RefSeq names its product probable DNA-3-methyladenine glycosylase 2. Gene Ontology annotation, cellular component: protein-DNA complex; nucleus. Gene Ontology annotation, biological process: base-excision repair; DNA alkylation repair; base-excision repair, AP site formation. The coding region runs from base 53 to 1087 and encodes 344 amino acids. Gene Ontology annotation, molecular function: DNA-7-methylguanine glycosylase activity; DNA-3-methyladenine glycosylase activity; alkylated DNA binding. The record is from RefSeq and is a predicted model, not a curated record. The transcript has a single exon. Lineage: Eukaryota; Viridiplantae; Streptophyta; Magnoliopsida; Dioscoreales; Dioscoreaceae.
AUCAUUAGUCUCUUUAAUAACUUUCUAUUUCCCACCUUCCUUCCUCUCCCCGAUGACCCAGCUUCUCUGGCCUCCACCUCCCUCUUCCUCCCUCUCCGCCUCCAUGGGCGAGCAAACCCUAUCCCAGACCCACACCUCUCCCUCCUCCUCCCCCUCCCCCUCCUCCUCAACUGCUCCACCUAUCAUCUCCCCCUCCGAUCCGCCCUCCUCCUCCUCCUCCGCCGCCUCCAAGAUCCCCUUCCGUCCCCGCAAGAUCCGCAAGGUCUCCUCCGACGGCGACGACUCCAACAAGCCCCCACCACCUCCUGCCAAGCUCCCAAUCCGCUAUCUCCCCCGCCCCCUCUCCGCCGACGGCGAGGUCGCCUCCGCCCUCCGCCACCUCCGCGCCGUCGACCCUCACCUGGCCCGCAUAAUCGAAACCCACGAACCACCCGUCUUCAACACCCCCCACCCUCCCUUCCACUCCCUCGCCCGCUCCAUCCUCUACCAGCAACUCGCCUUCAAGGCCGCCGCCUCCAUUUAUACCCGCUUCAUCUCCCUCUGCGGCGGUGAAGAUUCCGUCGUCCCUGAGGCCGUUCUUGCCCUCUCCCCCCAUCAACUCCGCCAGAUCGGUGUGUCCGCUCGCAAGGCUUCCUAUCUUCAUGACCUCGCUCGGAAAUACCACACCGGCAUCCUCUCCGAUGCCUCUAUUGUCUCCAUGGAUGACAAGUCCCUCUUCUCGAUGCUCACCAUGGUCAAAGGCAUUGGCGCUUGGUCUGUUCACAUGUUCAUGAUAUUCUCCCUUCACCGCCCUGAUGUUCUCCCUGUUGGCGACCUCGGCGUCCGCAAGGGCGUUCAGAUGCUGUACGGCCUUGAGGACGUCCCCAGGCCCUCGCAGAUGGACAGUUUCUGUGAACGGUGGAAGCCCUACCGCUCCGUAGGAGCAUGGUACAUGUGGCGGCUGGUUGAGUCCAAGGGAUCCACCGCUGCUGUCACUGCCUCCAAUGGGGCUGGAACCCAAGCUAUCACAUCUGGAGGAAUGGGAGCUGGAGCAUUGCAGCAAGCGCAGCUCAUUGAUCCCAUCCAAAUGUUACCCAACCUUGGGUGAAUAAAAUCAGCAUUUUCCCUAUGGUAUUAAAAUUUUCCCAGCCUAAUUUUUCCUUUAUCCCAUUUGCUGUGUCUAUUGUAUGUUCUGCCUGAUAUGCUGUAUGUUUUCUUUGUUCCUGUUUGGAUAAUAUGUGAUCUGUGACAGGCAAGUGUAAUUGUAAUGGUAGUGAACUAGAGAACUUGCAAAAUGUUGUUAUUGAACUUAUUAUCUCUAGAUUGCCUUUUUUUUUUCA